AUGGCUCAGGCCAGCAUCUCGGUGACCGAGAGCCAGUUCAGGUGCCCCAUCUGCCUGGACAUCCUGAGAGACCCAGUGUCCACCCCUUGCGGACACACCUACUGCAUGGAGUGCAUCAACAACUACUGGGACCAGGCAGAGCCACCGGGACACCACAGCUGUCCGCAGUGUCGCGAGCCGCUCUGCCCCCGCCCGGUGCUGCGGAGGAACACGGUGCUCGCAGAGGUCGUCGAUAAACUCCGGCUGAGGGAGGGGGUCGGGCAGCAGCUCCACCUGGGAGGAUGCGGGGAGGUUCCGUGCGAGGAGGAGAGCAGGGUGCACGCGCAGGAAGCCAGAAGACAGCUCCAGCUCCAAGAGUCUCAGAGGAUACUUCAGGGGAGGAUCCGAACUGGAGAGCGAGAUCUAGAAGAACUUCAACAAACCCUAGAUUCCUUGAAGGUGUCAGCGUGUGCAGUCCUGGAGGACAGUGAAGCUCUGUUUGCUGACAUGGCACAACGCCUGGAGAAAACUAAAGCCGAGGUUCGAGUGAUGCUGGAGGCCAAGGAACGAGUGGUGGUCGGGAGAGCAGCUGCAGAUAUAGAGCUGCUGGAGAAAGACCUGGAGGAGCUGAGGAGGAGAGACGAGGAGAUCAGCCAGCUGCUGAAAACUGAGGACAGCACUCGUUUCUUACAAGCGGCCCCUCUGCUCUGCAUCCGUCUCACCUCUGAUCAGCACUCCAGAACCUUCAGACCGCCCACGGAGGCCUUCAGUGAUGCCAGAAAAGCGCUGUGCCAUCUCCGCAGCCGCCUGGAAGACGUCUGCAGGGAGGAGGUGGACAGGAUGGGCCAAGCUCUGUUGUGUGUAAAAGGUGGCCAGACUAUGGAGAACGCCAAACCUCAGCAACCUUUGGUACAACACAACAGUCGGGCAGUGCCAGUUUCGUUCCAUCUGUCCACUCUUUCCCUGCAACCGCCUGAUCAGAGGAUGAGAGCAACUUUGCUCAGAUUUUCAUGCCACUUGUCAUUGGACCCCGUUACAGCCUAUCCUACUCUUGUCCUUCUGGAAGGACCUCAGGGUGCUCAUUGUGGCGAGGAGGCUCAGCCUUACCCCCCUCACCCACACAGGUUUGACUCAGUGUCACAGGUCCUGUGCAGGGAGGGCCAGUUUGAGGGUACCAGGUACUGGGAGGUGGAGUGGAGAGGAGGCGGAUGGAUUGACAUCGGCGUCACAUCGCUGUCGAUCGGACGUAAAGGUGGCGGAAGGCCCUGCCUGCUCGGGCGCAACGAGAACUCUUGGAGGCUGAGGUGCACACAUGUUGGGUAUUCUGCUUGGCACGAUAACCUUAAGACCACCGUGGCGGCACCCCCCUGCCCAAGGAUUGGCGUGCUCCUUGAGCGUGAGAAAGGGACCUUAUCCUACUACAGUGUGUCGGACACCAUGGUGCUCCUGCACACAUUUAACUGCCAGUACUCUCAGCCCUUGUAUCCGGCUUUCCGUCUGGAUUUGGACUCGACCCUGCUCAUCUGCCCCCCUGAAGGAGGCAAUAGAACCUAACACCAUCACCCUCCCUAUUCUGUACCUUUUCUUG
Molecule: messenger RNA, 1567 nt
Organism: Nematolebias whitei (Rio pearlfish)
Lineage: Eukaryota; Metazoa; Chordata; Actinopteri; Cyprinodontiformes; Rivulidae
Product: E3 ubiquitin-protein ligase TRIM11
Exons: 8
Coding region: 1-1533 (510 amino acids)
Molecular function (GO): protein binding
Source: RefSeq, a predicted model, not a curated record